UCGUAAGAAUGUCAACAAUCAAAAUGUCGCAUGCUUUCUGCAGAAAAACAGUAUUAAGUUUGGCUCUUUUCAAGAGAUCGUAUCGCGUCAAACAACUAGAAAACGCUUUAACUCAAAAUUACCAUGGAAGAGCUAACAUUUCUAAAGGGUAUUUCUUUUCUUCCCGUCAAAAAUCGUUUACUAUUACGGGGACAUUUAUUGUAGGAGCAACGGCAUAUUACUUGUUGUCAAAGCAAAAACAGUCAAAGACGCCCUCGUUCAGGGCUGCAUUUGUUUUAUCUGCAGCCACAGACGAAAACGAUGCGCCAGAUGUUGAAAUGGCAUUGAAAAAGUUAAAGUUUGAGGAGUAUGCUUCGUACGAAUAUGGAGGGAAGAGUCUGAUGACACCGCAAGACUUUCUUAAUUCUUUGGUCGACAACAAGAAAGAAAAUUUAGAAAGAAGGAAAAAAAAGCUGACAACCCAGGAUGUUGAAAAAAUUUUGAAAUAUGUUCAUCGGCUAUCUGCAGACCAGGAGGAUCUUUUUGCAAACAUGGGCGAAAAUGGAAUCAUUACUUACCCGGAGUAUUUGUUUCUGUUGACUUUGCUUACCAAAUCGAGUCGCGGCCUGGACGUCGCUUUCCGGAUGCUCGAUUUGGAUGGUAAUGCGACUCUGGGAAAAGCUGAAUUUCAAGAGCUCGAGAAAAUGCUCAAUCGAAAAACGAGGCAUUCUUUGGACGAGACUGACGUGGCUUUGCAAAACACAAGCUUAUUGCUAUAUUUCUUUGGCAAAUCUGGAAAGGGACAGUUGACAUUUUCUGACAUGCUAAGGUUUACUAGAAACUUACAAAGAGAAUUUUGGAGACUUGAAUUUCGCCUCUUUUCCAAAAAUCACGAUGUCAUGAAUAGCGAGCAAUUUGCUGAACUUCUUCUACAAUCCACCCGUCUCGACGACAGCGAUGUUCAAGAAUAUUUACAACGUCUCAAAUCUCGGCGUCAACAGGAUAUCGAAGUUCAUCUGACGGACUACAUAAAAUUUGGUGAAUUUCUCAACAACCUGCAGGAAUUUUCUAUUGCUUUGAAGAUUUACAAUGUUGCAAACCAGCCAGUUACUCAAGAAGAGUUUAAGAGAGCUGUUUUGAUAGCGACGGGUAAUGCUCUUGGCGACCAUAUCGUCAACACCGUGUUUCAACUCUUCGAUAUUGAUGGUGAUGGAAAAUUGAGCCAGAAAGAGUUUCUCGGCUUGAUGAAGGAUAGAGUCAGCAAACGUUUUGCCGCAAAAAACGAGACAAGUGGUAUAUGGGAUGAAUUUAUUAGCUGCGUAAAGAGCGAGGUCGUGGAUUAAAGUAUCGUAACUCAUGUCUUCUGUAAAUUCUUAGCCGUAUUUUCAGUUUCUGUAAAUUCUUAGCCGUAUUUUCAGUUUCAGUUUUUACCCACGCAUAUUUACAAUUUAGAACUCACUUUGCAACGAUUCAUGCUUAAUAACUUUUUCUCAAUCUUAA
Xenia sp. Carnegie-2017 is the source of this 1479-nucleotide messenger RNA. Its product is annotated as calcium uptake protein 2, mitochondrial-like. Bases 9 to 1322 code for a protein of 437 amino acids. The transcript has 13 exons. Lineage: Eukaryota; Metazoa; Cnidaria; Anthozoa; Malacalcyonacea; Xeniidae. Gene Ontology annotation, molecular function: calcium ion binding. The record is from RefSeq and is a predicted model, not a curated record. Gene Ontology annotation, cellular component: uniplex complex. Gene Ontology annotation, biological process: mitochondrial calcium ion homeostasis; calcium import into the mitochondrion.